This is a messenger RNA of Cucumis sativus (cucumber), 1082 nucleotides long. Its product is annotated as putative F-box protein PP2-B12. Gene Ontology annotation, molecular function: protein binding. The coding region runs from base 76 to 888 and encodes 270 amino acids. The transcript is spliced from 3 exons. Lineage: Eukaryota; Viridiplantae; Streptophyta; Magnoliopsida; Cucurbitales; Cucurbitaceae. The record is from RefSeq and is a predicted model, not a curated record.
AAACUUCAACCAUAUACAGAUCUUUUCAUUCCUUUUUUCUUUUCUUUUCCUAACCUUCUUUCGUGUCAAAAACAAAUGAAUUUAGAUCUUUUACCUCAAGAUUGUAUUGCACACAUUCUCUCAUUUGCCUCCGCUCGAGAAGCAUGUCGGUUGUCGAUUGUCUCGGAGAUGAUGCACUCAAUGGUCGAUUCUGAUGUUGUAUGGGAGAAGUUUCUUCCAUUUGAUUGUAAGAAAGUUUUGUUGAGAUUAGAUUCUCCAAUAGUUUACGCUACUAAAAAGGAGUUGUAUUUCAAGUUAUGUUGUCCUCAUCUUGUUGAUGGGGGCAAGAAGAUAUUUUAUAUAGAUAAAGAGACAGGUAAGAAAUGCUAUAUUUUAGGUGCAAGGGAACUUCAAAUUCAAUGGUCAAACAAUCCUCUAUAUUGGUCUUGGAAUAGACAACCCUUUCUCAAAUCCAGGUUUGAAGAAGUUGCAGAAUUGAGAACUAUAUGGUGGCUAGAAAUAAAAGGCUCAAUCAAUACCAAAUUGCUUUCCUCAAAAACACUUUACUUUGCAUAUCUUUUGGUGAAGUUUGCAGAUAGAGCUUAUGGAUUAAACACUCAUCCAUCUCAAGCCACAAUUCAACUCAACACUGCAGUGACAUCUAAAAGAAAAGUGUAUUUGCACAAGCAAAGGGAGUACAAAAAUCAAAUUAUCUUUGGCGGAGAUAACGAUCAUGAAAUAGAUGAAGACAACGACGACAGUUGGAUCGAGAUCGAGUUGGGGGAGUUUUAUGUUCAUGAUUCUGGAGACAGCAUUGUAGAGAUGUGCUUGAAAGAAGUCGAGAGUCAACAUUUGAGAGGUGGUCUUGUUGUCGAGGGAAUUCAACUUAGACCAAAAUUGAAACUAUAAAUGUAAAGAAAGCCUUGAAUAAAUUGUUAAUCGAAAGAAAUUAUUCAACAAGAUGGGUACCAAUGAACGAUAUAUAAUCAAAGUACAUAUAAAAGACAUACAAAUUGGUAAUCCAGUUUGGUUCAAUAUCAUCCUAAGUACUUUUAGAGUAAUAAGUAUGGUUAAGUGAUUACAAUGUAAUACUUUUUGUCAAA